This is a messenger RNA of Hyaloperonospora brassicae, 918 nucleotides long. The record is from the annotation of a GenBank genome assembly. NCBI's taxonomy places the organism in Eukaryota, Oomycota, Peronosporomycetes, Peronosporales, Peronosporaceae.
AUGGCGGACUCGCUCCAGAGCGUGCGCGUCCUGCUGAGCUCCACGUGUUUCUUCGCGCUCCUCUUCUACGCCGCCAACCGCCUGUCGGACCGCUUUGUCAAAGUCUAUCGCGACUUUUCCGUCCCAGAACAGGGCGACUGGUGCUCUCGAGUAAACUCGACGAUCCACGCGCUGAUGAUCACGACGGGAAUGGCGUACAGCUUCAGUGAACAGAGCUGGGACGACGACUUGCUGCCUACAAAGGCGAUGCCCAUGUACUUGGCUUCGACGCUCUUUUCCUUCUCCUGUGGCUACUUCCUCUUCGACUUGUUUGUGCUGGUGCUGUGGCAAGUGCCGCUUUGGCGGGUCUUUGUCAUUCAUCACGUUGUAGCCGUGCUACCGUACCUGAUCUACACAAUGCACGCAGGCUGCGGGAUGGACCUGUACCUGCUGCAACUCUUCCUCUUUGUUGAGUUUGCUGUCAUUCCGCUCAACAUCACCACCUUCAUGGAGCAGCUAGGGUUUGGCAAAAGCAAGCUCCACGCGUUCUUCUUCUACGUGACGUACGUCUGCUGGUUCGUAGCUCGUGUGCUGCUGCCAAUCUACAAUGUCUACGUGCUGUGGACAAAGAUCAUCCCCGAUGCACGAACUGCGCCGCUCUGUACGGUGCCUGCAGCUUUUUGUGGCCACGUCAUCUGUGCCUUCUGCGUCGGUGUCUUUGUAUUUGUGUGGACACCAGACAUCCUGGCCAAGUGGCGCGUGCCAGUACUGCAAAUGGAAGAGUAUCCGGACUAUGAGCUCACGAUGCGUCAGUCGAUGACGCCGCGCUCGAACCCGAUAUCGUCGCCUCCUGGUGACCUCGAGAAGUGGGGCACAAGCUACGGGACCGUAUCGGCUGAUAGCCGAGAGCCUCUUUUGAUUCCGAAGUCGGUCGUAUGA